CUAGACGCAGCGCUUAUAUAUACUACUCUAAUCCCAACCUCUUCAUCAAGUUAGUUCAGCGAAAAUGGCUGUGCCCUUACUCUCGAAGAAGAUCGUGAAGAAGAGGGUCAAGAAGUUUAAGAGGCCUCAGAGCGGCCGCAAGAUAUCCGUCAAGCCAAGCUGGCGCAGACCAAAGGGUAUAGAUUCUCGUGUUAGGAGAAAGUUCAAAGGAUGUGCUUUGAUGCCAAACAUUGGUUACGGUUCAGACAAAAAGACUCGCCACUAUCUCCCAAAUGGUUUCAAAAAAUUUGUGGUUCACAAUGCGAAAGAAUUAGAAUUGCUCAUGAUGCACAACAGGACAUACUGCGCUGAGAUUGCACAUAAUGUAUCCACAAGAAAGAGAAAGGAAAUUGUCGAGAGAGCUGCCCAACUUGAUGUAGUUGUAACAAACAAAACAGCCAGACUACGCAGCCAGGAGGAUGAAUAAUCUGAUUGACUGUGGAUGUUAGUCAAGUCACCCGCGUUUGUAGUAAUGCUAUUAGGUCUUGAUAAUUUUUAUUUAUUUAGUGGCAAAUUGUAGCAUGAUAUACUAUUUUACUAUGCUAUUGAUUUUUGUAACCUGCUGUCUGAAUGUAGUUGGGGUUUUGGCGAUGGACCAUGUUCCAGAUAAUAGCCUGUUCAAAGAAUAUUCUUUUGUAACUAGUUGUCAUUGGCUUGUCUCAAUGUUCAGGAGUAAUACGGAGAUUACGUUUUUUG
Messenger RNA from Abrus precatorius (Indian licorice), 735 nucleotides. RefSeq names its product 60S ribosomal protein L32-1-like. NCBI's taxonomy places the organism in Eukaryota, Viridiplantae, Streptophyta, Magnoliopsida, Fabales, Fabaceae. Gene Ontology annotation, molecular function: structural constituent of ribosome. Gene Ontology annotation, biological process: translation. The record is from RefSeq and is a predicted model, not a curated record. Bases 65 to 466 code for a protein of 133 amino acids. The transcript has 3 exons. Gene Ontology annotation, cellular component: cytosolic large ribosomal subunit; ribosome.